Molecule: messenger RNA, 591 nt
Organism: Penicillium brevicompactum
Lineage: Eukaryota; Fungi; Ascomycota; Eurotiomycetes; Eurotiales; Aspergillaceae
Product: putative isochorismatase family hydrolase
Exons: 2
Coding region: 1-591 (196 amino acids)
Source: RefSeq, a predicted model, not a curated record
AUGUCUCCAUCAGCUCAGUCUUUCCGUGAGAUUAUUGGGGUGCCCCGCUCCUCGGCCUCCCCGCAGGACUCAACCCUCAUCAUUAUCGACGCCCAAAAUGAAUACGCCACCGGCGCUCUGAAGACGGAAAACGUCGCAGAAACCCGCAAGUCUAUUGCCAACCUCCUUGCAAAAUACCGCCAGGGCGGCGAUGGCAAGAACAUCGUGCACGUUGUCCAUGCGGUCCCUGAAGGCGCGCCCGUCUUCACACCCAACACUCCACUGGCGCAAGAGUUCGAAGAGCUCACCCCGAAGGCGGGUGAGAAGGUCGUUACCAAGAACUUCCCUAGCUCCUUUGCUCAGACUGAUCUUCAUGCCUAUUUGCAAGGACUGGGCGAUCUGGGCAAGAAGGUCGUGCUAGUCGGCUAUAUGGCGCAUGUUUGUGUCUCUACAACCACCCGUGCGGCUGCGGAGCUUGGAUAUGAUCCCAUUGUUGCUGUUGGGGACAGGAACAUUCCUGGUGUCGAUGCUGCAACUCUCGUGUCAGUUGCUCUGGGCGAGCUGGCGGAUGCUUUUGCCACUGUUGUUUCCGAGAAGGAGAUUGGGGCAUAA